AUGCAGCCCAUUAGAGCCUGCAACCCGAGUCUGCCCACGGAGGGGUGGAAGUUCGUCAAGGCGUUUGACGAUAGCGUAGCAGAAUCUGGCGUGGAGACCAAAAGGGCCACAAUGCAGAUUCUGCUAUUACUAACAAAAGAAUCCAUUGAACCGCUGGCGAAAAGUGGCAAGGAGAUAAACUACGGAUUCACGAAAGUGAGGAUUACACCGUACAAGUCGGACGCCGAUGCUGCAGACCAUCUAGCAUCGGAAAGUGAGACAUGCGAAGUAGAAAAAGAUCCUAUGGAGUUCUCGAGCGAUGUAGAAAGUAUAGAGCAAGAUGCUUACGAGCAGCUCAAUAAUUUCAAAGCUGGGAGCGUCAAGGAUGUGCAGAUCCGUCCAAAGGGGUACACCCCAAGGGAUAAUGAAUAA
Molecule: messenger RNA, 411 nt
Organism: Bactrocera oleae (olive fruit fly)
Lineage: Eukaryota; Metazoa; Arthropoda; Insecta; Diptera; Tephritidae
Source: RefSeq, a predicted model, not a curated record